Molecule: messenger RNA, 882 nt
Organism: Nymphalis io (European peacock)
Lineage: Eukaryota; Metazoa; Arthropoda; Insecta; Lepidoptera; Nymphalidae
Exons: 6
Coding region: 1-810 (269 amino acids)
Molecular function (GO): N-acetyltransferase activity
Source: RefSeq, a predicted model, not a curated record
AUGUUAUCAUUGAUUAUAAGAAAUCUCACAGCAUUAGAAUUACAGUUUAAUUUAAUACGAAAAUGUCACAGUAUAUUUGGAAUUAAAGAUUUAGUUCGCCAAGAAAAGCCGGAAACUUUCACCAUUUCACCCGUUCAAAGCAGUAAUCAUGGAUUUGCAGUCGAUAUGAUAAAGCAGUAUUACCUUAGCGAACAUGUUCUUGUGCGCGCGCGCAACAUGGAUCUUAACGAUGAUCGAGCUAUUGAUGAGUACCUCAUCGGCAUACUCAAACAAGGUAAUUCUCUAUUCGCUAAAGCCGAAGAUGGUACCACAGCAGGAAUCUGUGUGAACUACGUUGCAAGUCCAUUGGAUACAAAAAAUCUGCGCAGCUACGCAUUUUAUAGACAAGAUCCUAACACCAAAGAUUUCCUUUACUUUACUGCGAAAUUACAAGAAACUCCUAAUCUUUGGGAUAUAUUUAAAAAGCGUGAAGUUUUUGAGAUGAAAAUGUUCGCUGUAUUACCCGAGUUUCGUAGACAGGGGGUGGCGACCAUGCUAGCUGAGAAAUCUAAAAUUCAAGCUCAAGAACAGGGAUACCAAGUUAUUCGUAUGGACUGCAUUAAUCCAUAUGACUAUAAAAUAGCCGAACGUUGCAUGUUAUCAUGCUUAUUGAGGUUCCCUCUGCACAAGUUGCGUGGCGCUCAUGCUCCGUUUAUCAAGCGCAGUUCUGAACACAACAAGUACGUGCGGGUGUAUGUCGCGCAUGCGCAGCAAGAUUCGCCUGAGAUAAUCGUAAAGCGCCAUGAAAUUGAUGAGAACAUGAUUGAAUGAAACUAUUUUAUAGAAUAUAUUCCGUCCCUUUAAAAAAUUAUUGAUUAUAUAGUCAGUGCAUUGAGUACAAUU